AAAGCCAGUGACGGCUGCAGAGCGCCACGCCCGUCGGCAUGCAACUCACCCCUUUCCCUGCGUGGAUAACCCAAAAUGUCCGCUCGCCAAAGUCACUCAAGCUGUUGUUCAGAUGCUGGCUCGCGUCCUGGCUCGCGUUCGUCCUCCUGCUCCCGGAUAAAUCACUCCAAACUCUUGGGAAUGCGGCUUUCUUUUCAGUACUGGUCAGCCUGAUGCUUCCGCCAAAUAUGCCAGUGCAAAUGUUCAUCUUCGCCAUCGCCAUGCUCUACAUUGGCCUGCUCCUUGGCUGGGCGUUCGGUGCCGCGGCAAUGCGAGCAUCACUCGCAGCGCGUGACCAGGUUCUUCUCCAGCACGCUUUUCAAAAGGUCCAGGAAAGUGCUGCUGGUCUCUCUAAUCCUGAUGCCCUCUACCGGAUCGACAUCUUCCACGGUUACUUUCUCGAUCCUCGAUCAACUGUGGUCUAUGGCGUCUUCCUCGGCGUGUGCAACUUUCUAUUUGCGCUCCUCCGCGCGUACAUCCCGAAGCUCAUGUUCAUGUCCUUGUUCGCAACUAUUGGUAUCGACAUAUUCUGCUCCUACGCACCCCUCUUCCCUUUCGCUCAAUACACCCUCCUCAAUUCCGUUCUUAUCUCUUCUGCAGCCUAUACAGGGAUUGCGUGUAUCAUGAUCCUUCUCGUAUUCCCCGAAACCAUGGCCCAUUCCUACCUGGAAGGGGUGGAGUCCGUGUUAGGGAUCUGCGGGAGCUUGGUGAGCGUUCAGGAGGACGUCUUAUGUGCCGGUGCAGGAGAGGACAUUCCUAACGAGACGGAGACCAAGCCUGGCGCAAAAGCACAACAAGAAGGCCUACAGGCGGCAAAAAGCAAAAUCGACGGCCUGAGGGCGCAAGCCAUCGGGGGCCUGCAGCAGCUGGACGCCAAGACGAUGUUCGUCGACCUCGAGUUCAGCUACGGGAAAUGGAACAGCAAGGAUGUGAAGGCCCUGGCGGAGCCUCUCCGGCUGCUCACGGUGCGGGCGAUCAGCCUGCAGACCCUCUCGCGUCUGCUGCUGCGAAGCCAGGAGAAGGACUCGGACGUGCCCCGGAUCCCCCGCACGGCCGAGACGAGCGAGUCGGCGUCGACGUUCGAGGGUGCCUCUGUCCGUGCAGAUCACGCCGCGGGACUUUCGGCCAACAGGGACGCCUCGCCGGACACGCAGCUCCUCCUCCAGCUGUAUAGUGCGCUGAACCGCGAAGCCGAGUCAAAGUACUCCAUCCGUCCCGAGGACAUUCUACCGCUUCUGCGAGAAAUAACUGGCCCUCUUCGUCAAGCCAUAGUCGACGCUCUGGCCCAUACAAAGGGUGUCGUGGAAAGCGUGAAUCGGCGCAGGUGGGCCUUGGGAGAGGGGAAGGUCAAAGGGCAGCAGUCGUCGGAGCAGGACCUAGUCCAAGCUACCGCGGCACUGAGAAGGGAGCUGGAAGCCUUCCGCGGCGGAAAGUAUAAGGAGCUCGUCGAGCCGUUCGCGCCGCUGUUUGAGAAGACGGAAGGUGAAGAGGCGGCGUCGGCCCAAAGUGCGGGGCUGCUCCCGCUCCGUGCGCUGAAUUUUGCGUAUGUCUUCUCUGCGUCGCUGAUCGCGACGGCGGAGGCGACCCUUGGGCUGCUCGAUACUGUGCUGGGCAUCACGAAAAAGAGAACGAGGAGGCGGGUGUGGGCGCCUACGGGGCUCCGGGCGCUUGGCAAGCUCUUUACGAGGAGGGACGGGGAGGGGGAGGGCAAGACGCUCGGUGAGGACGUAGAUGUAGGGGAAGGAGAAGAGGGAGAGUGGGAGCGCGAAGCAAGACGUGAUCCGGACAGUCGCCCUCCGAAGAAUGCGUUCCAGCGCUUUAUGAACUUCGUUCAUGCAGUGUUUCAAUGGACGAAGUCCCCUGAGGUUAUGUUCGCUGCGAAAACUGUCAUUCUGACGAUCUGCUUAUGGCUGCCUCAGGUUAUUCCGAGGAGCGCCGCUUUCGCCUACGAGCAGAAGAGCGUCUGGGCAUUGAUCAUGGCUCAGAUGACACUGAAUGUGUACGCAUCUGACCAGAUAUUCAACUACUUUACACGGCUCGCUGGCACUCUCGUUGGGCUGGUAUUUGGUUUGUUAACCUGGUAUAUCGGUUCUGGUAGCGGGAAUGGAAACCCGUAUGGCAUCGCUGCGUCUAUGGGAGUGUUCCUGGUUCCUACGGUAUUCCUGCGGCUGUUCGCGCCUCCUGCGACUUUGUCAGGCGUGGUCACUGGAACUGUGACCGUGGCGCUUAUAGUGGGAUACUCAUGGAUUGACGGUCACCUGCCGUUGUACGGUAAUCCUGGUGUGGGGUGGUCUAUUGCUUGGCGAAGAUGGGUCCUAGUGGUCAUUGGUUCAGCAGCUUCAUUCAUCAUCAUGAUGUUCCCGCCCAAGUCGGGUCGCAAAGCGGUCCGGCUACGCAAUGCCACGACAAUCAAGAGGAUAUAUAACUUGUAUAGUCUGCUUAUUUCCAGAUGGAUUUCAGGCGCCGACGGGGCAGAAAGUCACGUCGGUACAGAUGGCAGCCUUGCCGGAGAGAAAUCCGUAGCUCCUGAUUCCAAAAGCUGGUCUACGUUCUUUCGCUCGGAUUUGGUGAGCAUUGCAGAGCAGCUGCAGGCUCUCAAGAGCAUGACGGCUAUCGCGAAAUGGGAAGGAAAUGUUCGCGGAAGCUGGCCGUUUGAGGAAUAUAAUCGCAUGGUGGAUGUACAGAUCCAAAUGUUAGGCAAUCUUGCACAGCUGGGAGGUGCGCUGUCGCAUAUGAGCGAGGAGUGGCGGCUUGCGUUCCUGAAGCGCACCAGAGCGCUUAAUCCCAAUUUCAUUACGGAUGUGUUGUCACUGUUUUCUCUUAUCUCUCAGUCCCUUCGUACGGGGGAACCUUUGCACGAGGUCCUUCCAAGCUCCUUAUUCGAAAGGCUUGCAUACCAUCAUCACCGGACCAGGAAGAUUCGAGAUGCACCGAUAGAUGCACCCCAGCUGGAACAGUUGCAGUCGUUGGACUACAUGGUUUAUGCGAGCGGAAUGAUUGCUGUACUGGAGCUCAUAGUGGGUCUGGAUGAAUUGCACGCUAUAACAAGGCGACUCUGCGGUGAAGUCUCCCUCAAGGGUUUCGGGGAAUGGAGGAAUGAAUAUCUCCGCGGAAUGGUAUAACUCUUGAUCAUAUGCGUAGUUACAUACUUCCGGCAUAAUAUACAUGAUACCCACUGGCUUCAUUCGGACGUCGACACGCAGUAACUGAUCUUCCGAC
Messenger RNA from Gloeophyllum trabeum ATCC 11539, 3258 nucleotides. RefSeq lists its product as uncharacterized. Bases 39 to 3161 code for a protein of 1040 amino acids. NCBI's taxonomy places the organism in Eukaryota, Fungi, Basidiomycota, Agaricomycetes, Gloeophyllales, Gloeophyllaceae. The record is from RefSeq and is a predicted model, not a curated record. The transcript is spliced from 17 exons.